This is a messenger RNA of Cataglyphis hispanica, 549 nucleotides long. RefSeq names its product histone H2A-like. The record is from RefSeq and is a predicted model, not a curated record. Lineage: Eukaryota; Metazoa; Arthropoda; Insecta; Hymenoptera; Formicidae. Gene Ontology annotation, cellular component: nucleosome. The transcript has a single exon. Bases 55 to 429 code for a protein of 124 amino acids. Gene Ontology annotation, molecular function: structural constituent of chromatin; DNA binding; protein heterodimerization activity.
UCGUGCGUUUCGCAUCGAUAUAGAAAUUUUAUUCGCAAAUCUCUUUCAUUCAUUAUGUCUGGCCGUGGGAAGGGCGGGAAGGCUAAGGGAAAGGCAAAGUCGCGAUCAAAUCGUGCCGGACUGCAGUUCCCCGUUGGACGUAUUCACAGACUUCUCCGUAAGGGAAAUUACGCUGAACGCGUUGGCGCUGGUGCUCCGGUCUAUCUUGCCGCGGUGAUGGAAUAUCUCGCCGCUGAAGUAUUGGAGUUGGCAGGAAAUGCUGCACGCGAUAACAAGAAGACCAGAAUCAUUCCUAGGCAUUUACAACUAGCCAUUCGUAAUGACGAAGAAUUGAAUAAAUUGCUCUCCGGCGUCACUAUCGCCCAGGGUGGUGUACUGCCAAACAUUCAAGCGGUCUUGCUGCCGAAGAAAACUGAGAAGAAGGCUUAACUACAGAUCGGCAACAAUUAUAAACGGCCCUUUUUAGGGCCAACAAUUUCUUCAUAUACAAAGGACAUUCAGUUUGCAACUCUUUUACACGAAAUAUUCAAAUAUAAACAUUUUAUUUUA